UAUACUUCCGCCACGUAAAGGAUGUUUUCGCGGAUUUUUCUUUUCUCGAAAUGCAUUCAUCAGUAGCAAUUAACGUUUGCUUUGCGUUUUUCUGAAAUAUGCCGCAGCGAAUAUUAUAAAUGGACAUGUCGGACCCAACCAUGAGGCGUUACGUUUUAAUGCAGAAGGACUCUUCCAUGUGAUUUGGGACUUGCCGCCAGAAGCUUUGAAUACAAAACUUAUUCCGCGAAGAAAACAUCAAAACAAACCUUACUUCAAGUUAAAAAGAACUAUGGAUGUGAAACAGAUAUGACAAAGGGGAGGUAACUCUGCUUGUUGCCAACAUGAACUGCAGCAGCUUGUCAGAGGUGUCCAGUCUCCACGAUGCUGCGGACAGUCCAUCAACUGACAUCUCGAGGCUGCUCAACCCGUCCCUGUCUGAUGACAAAGCAGAUCAGAUCUCUUCUGAUAUUGGCUUGGACUUUGGUGAAUCCUCCAAAUUUGACCCAGAUUCAGUUUUAGGAUCUUCCUAUUCUUUGGUCAGAGAAGGUGAUGACCCUGAUGACCUUGAACUAUCAAUAACUCCAAAUUUUGAGACAGGUCUGUCAUGUAGCCCACCAUCUUGUUUUGACAAUGUCUCAGUCUCAUCAGCUUCAGCUAUUUCAGCCAGUAAUAGCUCCUUGCCGAUUUCUGUCACGUCAGCCAUCCCAUCAUUAACAGCUGCCUCAACAGGAGGCUCCAGCCAUGGUCAUGUUCCAGGGGUCCAGCUUCUCAGUCCUCUGAAUGCUGGACCAGUUGUGAUAGGGAACAUGACCGCCCAGACACUGGUGUCCGCAGUGCUAAAUGCCAAGAAGUCCGAGUCUCCGCAGUCCGGGAUGAAUUCUGUGUCCGUAACACCAGCAGCUGCAGGAAUCUGGGUGCUGAACACUCCACCAAUCAGCAUCAACCCAGACAUUCUCAAUCUUGUCAAGCCGGUAACGCUUCCAUCGUCUGUACAGACAAUGGCUACUGCUUCGGGGCAGGAUGUGGUUAAGGUUGGUUCAGACGACACCUGCAAGAGUAGUGCAUCCUAUACAGAAACUGUGACUGUACCGAUGCCUUCUUCUUAUUGCCAGACCUCUCUUGGGAGUAGUCUGCUUGGUAAAGAACAUUCAAACAAGGAUGUGAUACAUUUUCCAUUUGGAGCUUCAGGUUCUUCUAAAGGUGUUGCCAACAUGACAGAAGCUACGGAGGUGUCUAGUGCUCUACAAGAAGGGACACACAUGGUGUUGAAGUCGCAAGACACACAUGAAGCUAAUCCUACCUCAUUCCUUAGACUAGAAGACAUUCUUAUGAAAAACAAUUGCUCAGGUUCGACAAACUUAAUUCAAACAGAAAUACCUCGGGUUGUCUCAGACAGUGAUAUGGACAAAAGCUCAGUGAAACGCAUGGUUCUUUCAAAAUCUGAAGGUUCAGAGUCCAAUUCUUUUUCAGAGCUGUUCAGUUUUCAGGACUUGCCAUCAAAUGCAGGAGUGACCCAAACAAAACAGCUGUCAGACUGCCUCCCUCUGACCAACCUACUGACUCUAACUCCAGAUCAGCCAAUCCUCCAGUGUUCAUCAUCCGAGGAGCUCCAGGAGGUCGAGGACAGGGCAUCAUCGAAAGAAGCACAAAAGGAAAACAACUCAAAUGACACUAAAGAACUUUCAAGGACAGUUGAGAUGAGGAAACACUGUGCUCCUUCAACUCUGAUAAUUGAGGGUCUUCAGGAAGGGUCGAGACUGGUCAAGGAACUGCCGUCUCAUAAAGUUCCCAUUCUUCCGAAAGAUACGGAUGGGAAAGAGGUGAAGGUGACUGUGCCCAUCAUGUGUGAGGAGAAAUCAACACCGGUGUUAGUACAUCUUAUACGUAAUAGUGCUUUUUCCAGCAAAGAUGUUUUAUAUUGUCAGAACAUCACAACAACUCUGACGGAAGACCUCGGCCAUGAGAUUACCGAUGCUGAUCUGGAUGACUCUGUGGAUGACUCGUUAGAUACAGAGGUUGUUGAUAUGGAUGCAGAGAAGGGGGACAGGCAGAGACAGGGCAAAGAGGAGCCACCUCUUCAAUUAGCUGACAUUGUUCCACAAACUUCACCAACAAGGAAAAAGUAUAAACGAGUUGUGGACAAGGAAAAAGUGUUCAAGUGUGACUUGUGUAGUGCACAGUUUGAUGUUCUGGGGAAUUACACGCGGCAUCGGAAAAUCCACAAGGUUAACAAUGAGAACAAGUACAAGUGUCCGACCUGUGAGCUGAGCUUCAUCCAGAGAUGUGACAUGAAGAGGCAUAUGCUGAUCCACACAAAGCAGGAGCCUCACAAGUGUCAAGUGUGUGGCAAAGGCUAUAUCCGGAAGAGUGACUUGGUCGUACACAUGCGGUUCCACAGCAAAGAUCGACCAUUCAAGUGUACACAGUGCUCAAAGGACUACUACCAGUCAGGUGAUUUAAAACGUCAUAUUCGGGCAAUACACAGCCAAGAGAGCAUGUUAUCCUGCGGUCACUGUCGUCGACAAUACGCGAAGGAAGCGACGUUGAUCCGUCACAUGCAGACUGAGCACAAAGACAUCAUCCUGAAAUCACUGAAGCAGAAACUGGCAGACGACAAGAAUAAAGAUGACAGCCCCAUGGAUCAAGAUGAAUCAGUGGAAAGCAGCAGCUGAUUGGGAGUGUAUGUUUGUUGCAGGUUUCCUUUCAACUUGAUUUGAUGUUAUUACUGUCACACUUUCAGAUGAACUCAUAUUUAUAUUAGAAAGCUAUCCACCCUUUACCAACUGCAGGCAGUUUUCUAGCAAAAUAACUAAGGCUACAGAAAGUUGACUGGAUAAGGUCUAUAGCCACAGAAAGUUGACUGGAUAAGGUCUAAAGCUACAGAAAGUUGACUGGAUAAGGUCUAAAGCUACAGAAAGUUGUCUGGACAAGGUCUAUAGCUACAGAAAGUUGACUG
Haliotis rubra (blacklip abalone) is the source of this 2938-nucleotide messenger RNA. RefSeq lists its product as uncharacterized. Bases 324 to 2654 code for a protein of 776 amino acids. Lineage: Eukaryota; Metazoa; Mollusca; Gastropoda; Lepetellida; Haliotidae. The transcript is spliced from 6 exons. The record is from RefSeq and is a predicted model, not a curated record.